CAGUGAUCCAAGCAUGUGACGUGACAUAACGGAUCUCCGUAGAAACGGUUCCUAAGAAACGAGUGGCUAGAAUAAAGGUGGAUGCGUGGAGCGCCCAGGUAGGCAGUCACGCGCGGAGACGGCAACGGAGACACAGAUGGGUGUGUUGAUUGAGCCAGUGAGACCCCUAGCUGGGUCUGUGGGAAAGGAGCUGCUGACCAGGACUGACCUCAACCACUACUGCACCUCUUACACGCAAUCACACGGCAGGACAGACAAAUGGGUUCGCUUAGGUCAUCACUAUGGGACAGGCUACUCCUCCAACCUGCGGCCAGCUGUCUACUACACUCCCAACCUGGAUAAGGAGGACAACCCUCAGCUCGGGUUGGAGGACACAUUCUGUGUGCUGUCGUUGUUGGACCCCCUGUCCCAAACACGGCGAGACUUCCUGCCCAUUCAGAGACCCACCAGAGACCAGCCUGUUCUCAGGCCUGCUGGACGCGAGAGAGAGAGUGGAUACCUGCAGCAUCGCUUCUUACCUCCAACAGUUCCGAUGUGUCUCCAAACGGAGUAUAAAGGCUGUUUCAUACCUCAUCGACCACCACCCUCAGUGCAACGGGAGCAUCGUUUAGUGGGGAAGAAGGAGGAGAGCGGCUUCACUGCGGGAGAGAUUCUACAGCCCAACACCUUCCUACCGCAUUACUACCCAAUGGACUGUGCUCGGAAGAUGGGCAGGAGCAUCAUGAAGGCCAACUUUCUGCCCAAAGUCUUCCUGCAGGCAUCUCUGUUGCCUCAUCCUGGGAAAGGUCAGAAGCAGAGGUCAAUCCAUCACACUGGCCGCUUCAGUGGAAGGAUGUCUUCAUCAGGCUCCUCUGGUUUCACCCACAACGCUGCCAACCUGAAAACCAACACACACCCCCCACCUGAGGCUGCAGAGUACUUCACCCACUACCACAAGACGUUCUGUGAUGUGACAGCUGCAGAGAAACUGAGGUCAGGCUGGACCAGAGGGGGCAUUCACAAGAACAGAGCUAGCGGCUACGCAGGGCGAGACACAGACAGGUUCAACCUGAGCGGAUAGAGGAUAGAAGGAUAGAUAGAUGAACAUAUUUCAAUAAAGAGUUACCUGACUUGC
Messenger RNA from Alosa sapidissima (American shad), 1114 nucleotides. RefSeq names its product protein phosphatase 1, regulatory subunit 32 (gene saxo4). The transcript has 11 exons. The coding region runs from base 137 to 1060 and encodes 307 amino acids. Gene Ontology annotation, molecular function: phosphatase binding. NCBI's taxonomy places the organism in Eukaryota, Metazoa, Chordata, Actinopteri, Clupeiformes, Clupeidae. The record is from RefSeq and is a predicted model, not a curated record.